CAACAGCGAUGCAACGCAUAUGUUACACACGGAGGCUUUCUGUCAAGGAUGCAGUCGAGCAGACAACUUAUAGUUAGCGUCGUCAACGUAUCGUGCACGACAGUCGCUGUAAUUGUUUUGUCGCUGUUUGUUGUGUUCAGAGCCGCAGAGUCACGGUGGUGUUUCCAUCUAGACCACGUCAAUCGAGAGUGCGUCGACGCCGUAAAAGCCGAGAAAGGACUCAACGGUGGAGCUGAAGGCGGCUUCAGCAGCAACCAGACGCAGCACGACCGCGCAGUCUUGUCCGGCUGCUAUCAAACGCUGCUACGAGAAUACCACGACGGCUGCAUCGACGCAAGUUUCUUGGGAAAUUUCUACAGCUGUGUCUAUAACUACACCACCGACAUGAAGGAGGAACUCGAAGCGGUAAACCUGACGAGCCUUGAAAGCGCCAAGGAACUUGGAAAAGCGUUCAAGGAGUGCCUCAAUGCAAAGAUGGUACCCUGGACGGAAGAAUUCUGGCCCAAUGACGACAAAAACACGGCGAUCGUUGGCGGGCCAUUUUUCUGAAUGGCAGCAGGAAAUGGACGGACUUCAGAGGACGACGAUACGCGCGCUACGCAGCGGCAACUGCUCGACGACGUUCGGAUCUGAAAUAAAGCGGUUGUCUGUGUAACGU
Rhipicephalus microplus (southern cattle tick) is the source of this 658-nucleotide messenger RNA. RefSeq lists its product as uncharacterized. The record is from RefSeq and is a predicted model, not a curated record. NCBI's taxonomy places the organism in Eukaryota, Metazoa, Arthropoda, Arachnida, Ixodida, Ixodidae.